AUGGGGGUCACAGUAUUACAACAAUAUCCUGUGCCUGAGAAUAAAACAGGAACAUAUGUAAUAGAGCUUCUAACAAAAAGAAUAUUGGCAUUAGGAGCAACUCAACAAGGACAGUUUCUAGUGGACUGUGAGAGUUACCUAUCACAUCCACAAAUGGUUGCAGGGACAACAAAAACUGUGCACAUACUCCACAACUCAGAACAGCCUGCAUCUGUGUUUUCAAUACUAGAGAGUGGUACAAAGAAUAUCCAUGUUAUAGCUGAUGGUCUCUUUGACUUGCUUAUGAUGAAGCUCUCCCAACAUUAUACUUCUAAGAAACAAACUAAGAUAGAAAGUAAAGGACCUAGGUUUGAAUUGGGAGACUUCUGCGUUAAACUCGGUUCAGUUACUAUGAAUCAGAGUUUUAAGGGAGUUUUAAUUGAGGUGGAGUACAGGCCCUGUGUGAUGGCAAACACAGUUUGGGGCCUCUUACGAGAAUUUUUACAAGGUUUGCUUGGCCCCACGAUAGCAAUACAACCACCACAGUACCUUGUGAGCCGGAUGAACGAAAUAUACACACCAAUUGAUACUAUUUAUCAAUAUUUAGAACAUUUUAGUGCUUAUAGGAAGAUAACUGGCUUGAGGAUAUAUGGGGUCAGUUCAGUGGAGAUGGAUCUAGUAGAUUGUGGAAUAGAUGACGAAUUGGAUGUGUCUAUGGGUAAGGUUCCCAUUACGCAGUACCCUUGGGUUGGAGUACUCUUUUAUUCGUUCUUUGGAGAAAAAGGUGAAACGCGAGCUACCACAACCGUUAUCCUGAUUCAAGUAGAGUUUGUAAUAGCACCCGCAGCUGAUAUUGGACCGAUGCCUAAACGCGACUUUAGAGCGAACUCGAGAGUUCUCCUUGGCGAAGGUUGGAAUCGAGCGGGUCGUCGCGUGCGCAACUACGUCAUACAUCCGGAAUACGACCAAACCUUUAACACCAUCGCCUUGGUGCAGCUGAGGACUCCUGUCAGGCAAGAAAAUAUUAAACCAGUGUGUCCACCGCCUCAAAUUUUACGUAGUCCGGACCUUUUCGUCAUUAAGUUUAAAGAAGAUUUUGAUCAACUGCAGAAGGAAGUAGUCCCAGUGUCGCACAUUCCAGCCAACCUUUGCCGCGAGUUUUAUGUCAGAGCAAACUUGUACGCGAAGAAAUUGCGUCCACCGCACGUCGCGUGCGCAGUGUCGUUGCAGGAGAACGACGUGUGCGUUUGGGACGCGGGAGGGGCUCUCGUGGCUAGAGAUGUUUGGGGACGAUGGCAAUUGCUAGGUUUAAGCGUCCGCGGCCCAGGAUGCGGUGCCCCAUCCCGAUAUCUGGACAUCAUGACCUACCAACCGUGGAUUGAGAACAGUCUCUCCAAGUUCCGAAGAAUAACCAUAUCCAAGAUCUCAAAGCAAAAAUACAUAGUGAGAAGCGGAGAACAUAGCACCGCUUACCAAAGGUUCGGGAACUGUGAUGAAGAGGAAAAAAUUAACUUGGUCUACCGGGAGAUGAUCUCGUUGCGAACAGACAACAACCAGUACCAGUUCCUCACUUAUAAUAUGUCUAUAUACGAUAACGUGGAGUACACUUGUCUGACUCUGGAGUUGGUGAAUGCGUCCGCUGUUUCAGAGAUGCGGGUCAAGCAUUUCUGUCCCCGAUACUCCUAUGGGCCGCCGUGCUAUUCGUACAAAGGUUCCCUCUUUGAGAUAUCGGUGUUUAUAAUGUUUUCGGAUACUUGCCGAUUCGAGAUGUUCGCUUGGGGCUUCAAGAAGAACAUGACCCUGCUGGACGUCCAAGAGUGGAAGUGGGAAGAAGGCUCCUACUACGAUGAUUUCACCGUGAGUCCCAUCGAGUACAGGGGUCCCGCACACGAGACGCUCUUUGGCUUCGAGCCCCUGGAGUUAUCCAAGUGGGUGCCCGCAUAUGACGUCUGGUCCACCACGCCCGUCUCCAACAUCAGUACCACUACUAUACCGGCGAGGGAUAAGACUACCCCGAAAGAGGCUCCACGCUAUGGUGGUCGACCGAAGUUUACCACGCCCAAACCCAAGUACCCUUACAUCGAGCCUUCUACGCUUGCACCGGACGUUGACAGCUUUUUGUUAUUGGUUCAAACGGGAACUCCGCAUCGAAAUGUAGUGACCACCUCGCCUCCACCGGGAAAAGGUAAAAAGGAUAGAGGGAACUCGACUAAAAAACAAAGAAACAGAAGGAAUAAUUACCCUGGUACCAAAAUACUUCACACGUAG
Messenger RNA from Leptosia nina, 2247 nucleotides. The record is from the annotation of a GenBank genome assembly. NCBI's taxonomy places the organism in Eukaryota, Metazoa, Arthropoda, Insecta, Lepidoptera, Pieridae.